This is a messenger RNA of Helianthus annuus (common sunflower), 504 nucleotides long. RefSeq lists its product as uncharacterized. The transcript has a single exon. Bases 1 to 504 code for a protein of 167 amino acids. Lineage: Eukaryota; Viridiplantae; Streptophyta; Magnoliopsida; Asterales; Asteraceae. The record is from RefSeq and is a predicted model, not a curated record.
AUGGAGGAUGAAAGGGAUGGAGAUUUAAGGGUACCUUUAAUCUCCUCCCUCUUCUUCGUUUUGGUUUUCACCGGCGGUAUUUUCUUAACAUUUUAUGUUUUCGCGCCCAGCUUUUCCAAACCAUGGUUUCCUGGGAUCGCGCUAGUUUUGAUCGGAUCACCGUGGGUCUUUUGGUUGUUGACCUAUUUGUAUACAUGCUUUAAGGGUUGUUGUAGUAAUGAAUUGCCUUACAACUAUGACCAUGCAAAUUCAAGGAGAGGGUUCCCUUCUCAUCCAACAACCCCUCGUCGAAGCGCUGUCUCCAACCAAACCAAAGCCAUGGAUAGGUCCUGGUCUACGGAUGGUUCACCACGCGAUCAGGCAAUCGGUUUGGACAAUGUUGGUUCGCGUCAUGUGCAUUUUGGGGAGGAGGUGUUGGUGGUGGAAAGUGAUGGGAGCAAGGUUAUUCAUGAGAUGGAGUCAUGGACGAAUUCAACCAAGUCAACGCCACUGAAUGCAUCUUGA